Molecule: messenger RNA, 438 nt
Organism: Lagopus leucura (white-tailed ptarmigan)
Lineage: Eukaryota; Metazoa; Chordata; Aves; Galliformes; Phasianidae
Product: calcium-binding mitochondrial carrier protein Aralar1-like
Exons: 4
Biological process (GO): L-glutamate transmembrane transport; malate-aspartate shuttle; aspartate transmembrane transport
Molecular function (GO): L-aspartate transmembrane transporter activity; L-glutamate transmembrane transporter activity
Source: RefSeq, a predicted model, not a curated record
CGGCAAGGUUUUGAAAUGUUUGUUUUUCUUUUCUUCCUCACACAGCAAUCAUUUGCAGAGUUAAGCAGGCCUAUCUUGCUCCAGAUAGCUGAGUCAGCCUACAGGUUCACUUUGGGCUCAAUUGCUGGAGCUGUUGGUGCUACAGCAGUAUAUCCCAUAGACCUGGUGAAAACUCGUAUGCAGAAUCAGCGCUCCACUGGUUCAGUCGUAGGAGAGUUGAUGUAUAAAAACAGCUUUGACUGCUUUAAAAAGGUUUUGCGUUUUGAAGGCUUUUUUGGUCUUUACAGAGGCUUGUUACCACAGCUGAUAGGUGUUGCUCCAGAAAAGGCUAUUAAGCUAACUGUUAAUGACUUUGUCAGAGACAAAUUUACUAAGAGAGAUGGUUCCAUCCCACUCCCUGCAGAGAUCCUUGCUGGAGGCUGUGUAAGUAUCUAUCCU